This is a messenger RNA of Camelina sativa (false flax), 1152 nucleotides long. The record is from RefSeq and is a predicted model, not a curated record. NCBI's taxonomy places the organism in Eukaryota, Viridiplantae, Streptophyta, Magnoliopsida, Brassicales, Brassicaceae.
AUGAGGAGAUCGAUUGCGACGGGGAAGAGAUAUUUCCAACUGGCCAGAGGUAAUCCCGGAAGCGUUCCUGCUCUUUAUUGGAGACGAUCUUUUUCUGAUUACAGAGAAAAACUGAGUAGACGAAAUGGGAAAUUACAGGAUUUGAAGUUAGACGAUGCGAUUGGUUUGUUCGGUGAUAUGGUUCAGUGUCGUCCUUUGCCUUCAAUUAUUGAUUUCAGUAAAUUGUUGAGUACCAUUGCCAAAAUGAAGAAGUUUGAUGUUGUCAUCUCCUUGGGCGAGCAGAUGCACAAGUUGGGGAUUUCUCAUAAUCACUAUACUUACAGCAUUUUGAUUAACUGUUUUUGUCGACGCUCUCAAGUCUCUCUUGCUUUAGCUAUUUUGGGGAAGAUGAUGAAACUCGGCUAUGAGCCUAGCAUUGUCACGCUUUCUUCGCUUCUCAAUGGAUACUGCUGCCACAGUAUGAGGAUUUCAGAGGCAGUUGCUUUGGUUGAUCAGAUGGUGGAAAUGGGAUAUCAACCCAAUACGGUUACAUUUAACACUCUGAUUCAUGGUCUUUUUCUCCACAACGAAGCUUCCGAAGCUGUGGCUUUAGUUGAGCGGAUGGCUGAGAAAGGUUGUCAACCAGAUCUGGUUACUUACGGUGUGGUGGUAAAUGGAGUAUGUAAGAGAGGUGACAUUGAUUUGGCUUUAAGUAUUCUCAAGAAGAUGGAGAAAGGAAAAUUAGAGGCUGGUGUUGUAAUCUACAACACAGUCAUCGAUGCUCUUUGCAAAUACAAGCAUGUGAAUGAUGCGCUUGACCUAUUCAACGAAAUGGAGAACAAAGGAAUUAGAGCCAAUGUUGUUACCUACAACUGCCUCAUUAGUUGCCUUUGUAAUUACGGAAGAUGGACUGAUGCCUCUCAACUACUUAGAGAUAUGAUUGAGAGGAAAAUCAACCCAAAUGUAGUCACUUUCAGCGCCUUGAUCGAUGCGUUUGUCAAAGAAGGGAAGCUUCUAGAAGCUGAGAAAUUGUAUGCGGAGAUGAUUCAAAGGUCUAUCGAUCCUGAUAUUGUCACGUUCAAUUCAUUGAUCAACGGGUUUUGCAUGCACGAUCGUCUAAACGAGGCCAAGCAUAUGUUUUCUUUGAUGGAUUUUGUAAGUCUAAGAAAGUAG